Aspergillus caelatus is the source of this 1314-nucleotide messenger RNA. RefSeq names its product tubulin beta chain. Gene Ontology annotation, biological process: mitotic cell cycle; microtubule cytoskeleton organization. The coding region runs from base 1 to 1314 and encodes 437 amino acids. Gene Ontology annotation, cellular component: cytoplasm; microtubule. Gene Ontology annotation, molecular function: GTP binding; GTPase activity; structural constituent of cytoskeleton. The record is from RefSeq and is a predicted model, not a curated record. NCBI's taxonomy places the organism in Eukaryota, Fungi, Ascomycota, Eurotiomycetes, Eurotiales, Aspergillaceae. The transcript has 8 exons.
AUGCGUGAAAUUGGCAACCAAAUUGGUAGCGCAUUUUGGCAGACCAUCGCGGGAGAGCAUGGCAUCGACAGUUCCGGCAUCUAUAAUGGCACGUCAGACCUCCAGCUAGAACGUAUGAAUGUAUAUUUUGAUCAGGCGAGCGAGAAAAAGUUUGUCCCUCGCGCCGUCCUCGUCGACCUGGAACCAGGCACCAUGGAUGCGAUCCGCAGCGGUCCCUUCGGCCGGCUUUUCCGUCCUGAUAACUUCAUCUUUGCGCAGGCUGGAGCCGGAAAUAACUGGGCCAAGGGCCACUACACGGAGGGCGCUGAGCUGGUGGAGCAGGUUGUCGAUGUCGUGCGCCGCGAGGCCGAGGCCUGCGAUUGCCUGCAAGGCUUCCAGAUCACACACUCGCUGGGUGGCGGUACGGGCUCGGGCUUUGGGACUCUGCUGCUCGCCAAAAUACGCGAGGAGUUCCCGGAUCGCAUGAUGGCAACCUUCUCGGUCCUACCCUCGCCAAAGGUGUCGGAUGUUGUGGUGGAGCCCUACAACGCCAUGCUGUCUGUGCACCAGCUCGUCGAGCACUCGGAUUCCACUUUCUGCAUUGACAACGAUGCGUUGUAUGAUAUUUGCAUGCGGACUCUCAAGAUUCCACAGCCGUCCUAUGGGGAUCUCAAUCACCUUGUAUCGGCGGUCAUGUCAGGCAUCACAACAUGUCUCCGUUUUCCGGGCCAGCUCAAUUCGGACCUUCGCAAACUAGCAGUGAACAUGGUACCAUUUCCACGACUUCACUUCUUCAUGGUGGGCUUUGCGCCACUUACCAGUCGUGGCGCCCAUGCUUUUCGGGCCAUCAAUGUGCCUGAACUGACGCAGCAGCUCUUCGAGGCCCGGAAUGUCAUGGCUGGCGCCGAUUUUCGAAUUGGUCGCUAUCUGACCUGUUCUACCAUCUUUCGCGGUCAAAUAUCGAUGAAACAGGUGGAAGAACAGAUGCAGAGUGUCCAGAACAAAAACACCAGCUACUUUGUCGAAUGGAUCCCGAACAACAUCCAAACUGCGCAUUGUUCGAUCCCGCCUCGCAACCUGAAGAUGUCAGCCACUUUCAUUGGCAAUUCUACAUCCAUUCAAGGGCUCUUCAAGCGCAUAGGCGAUCAAUUUACGGCAAUGUUUCGGCGUAAAGCGUUUCUGCAUUGGUACAUCGGUGAAGGCAUGGACGAGAUGGAGUUUACGGAAGCUGAGAGUAAUAUGAACGAUUUGGUGGCUGAGUAUCAACAAUACCAAGACGCGUCUGUGUCGGACGAGGAAGAAUAUGACGAGCAGGUUUUGGGUGAGGAAGAGUAA